Orycteropus afer afer is the source of this 351-nucleotide messenger RNA. Its product is annotated as C-C motif chemokine 2-like. The record is from RefSeq and is a predicted model, not a curated record. Lineage: Eukaryota; Metazoa; Chordata; Mammalia; Tubulidentata; Orycteropodidae. Gene Ontology annotation, biological process: monocyte chemotaxis; chemokine-mediated signaling pathway; immune response. Bases 1 to 351 code for a protein of 116 amino acids. Gene Ontology annotation, molecular function: chemokine activity; CCR chemokine receptor binding. Gene Ontology annotation, cellular component: extracellular region. The transcript is spliced from 3 exons.
AUGAAGGUCUCCGUAACGCUCCUCUGCCUCCUGCUCACAGCAGCCACCUUCAGCACCCAGGUGCUUGCUCAGCCAGAUGCAAUUAGUUCCCCGGUCACCUGUUGCUACACAUUCGUCAAUAAGAAGGUUCCUGUGCAGAGGCUGGCACACUACAAAAGAAUCACCAACAGCAAGUGUCCCAAAGAAGCUGUGAUCUUCAAGACUGUACUGGCCAAGGAGCUCUGUGCUGACCCCAAGCAGAAGUGGGUCCAGGAUUCCAUUGCAUUCCUUGACAAAAAAACUCGGACGACAACGCCUUACUCCACAACCCAAGAAACUCCAACUAAAUUAUUUUCCUCUAGCUUUCCUUAG